ACCUGUACCGGAGAGGAGAGGGCAAGGACGAGCGAUACUGUGCCGGUGCUUCUCUCUCUCUCUCACACACACAUACGCAUACGCGCACACACACGCACGCACGCACGCACGCACACACACGCACACAGGAAUAGAGACGCAUAGACGCGUGCGCGCGCUACCGGCCCGAAGCCGGUUGCAUAAAAAAAAAUAAAAAGCAACAACAACAAAAAAGAAAGAAAGAAAGAAAGAAAGAAAGAAAGAAAGAAAGAAAGAAAGAAAGAAAGAAAGAAAGAAGGAAAGAAAAAAGCAAAAAGAAAGAAAGAAGAAAAAAAAGCUCAUUGAGGUGCUGCUGAUUCUAAUGUAAUAUUUCCAUUUCGGGAAAACAGAAAGGGAUUUAAAAAGAAAAAAGAAAGGAAAAAAAGGAAAGAAAUGCGCGCGCUGUCGGUGAGUCUGUGCCUCGCGCUGCUGGUGCUGCUGCCGGUGCGCGCGUGCGGUCCUGGCCGCGGUUACGGCCGGCGGAAGCACCCGAAGAAGCUGACGCCGCUCGCGUACAAGCAGUUCAUCCCCAAUGUGGCGGAGAAAACGCUGGGCGCGAGCGGGCGCUACGAGGGCAAAAUCACGCGCAACUCGGAGCGCUUCAAGGAGCUCACGCCUAACUACAACCCGGACAUCAUCUUCAAGGACGAGGAGAACACGGGGGCCGACCGGCUCAUGACCCAGAGAUGCAAAGACAAGCUGAACUCGUUGGCCAUCUCUGUGAUGAACCAGUGGCCGGGGGUGAAGCUGCGCGUGACUGAAGGAUGGGACGAAGACGGACACCAUUUUGAGGAGUCGCUUCACUACGAGGGCCGAGCCGUGGACAUCACCACGUCCGACCGAGACAAGAGCAAAUACGGUAUGCUGUCGCGGCUAGCUGUGGAGGCCGGUUUCGACUGGGUCUACUACGAGUCCAAAGCUCACAUCCACUGCUCCGUUAAAGCAGAGAAUUCAGUGGCCGCGAAGUCAGGUGGUUGUUUUCCCGGUUCGGCUCGGGUGCGCCUGAAGGAUGGAGUGCUGAAGGAGGUGAAGGACCUGAAAGAGGGAGACGAGGUCCUGGCAGCGGACGAGACGGGGAACCUUGUCUACAGCGAGGUCAUCAUGUUUGUGGACCACGACCGCACCAAGAGACGAGCUUUCUAUGUCAUUGAGACCAGGAAUCCACUGAUGCGGGUCGUCCUCACCGCCGCGCAUCUCCUCUUUGUUGUACAGAACUCCACGCUGACCGAGAUAUUUGCCAGCGAUGUCACACCGGGGCAGGAAGUCAUGAUACUGGACAAGGGAGGGCAGCGUCUUCGUGCGGUCACGGUGGAUCGUGUUUACCAAGAAGAACAUAAGGGGUCCUUUGCGCCGCUCACGGGUCAUGGCACCAUUGUAGUGGACGACAUCCUUGCUUCCUGUUACGCCGCAGUAAAGGACCAAAAGCUGGCGCACAUAGCGUUUGCCCCCGUCCGCUUUGUCCACAAGGUGGCGCCGUUUUUGUUCACCGGACCGGCCCAGGACGGUGGCGUGCACUGGUACUCUGACUUUUUGUAUCAAAUUGGGACAAGGAUUUUAGGUGAAGCUGCUUUUCAUCCACUCAGCAUGGAGGACAAGAGCUGAAAGACAUCUCUGUCUUUCUCUCACUCUCUCUUUAUAUAUACGUAUAUAAAUAUAUAUAUCAAAGACUAAUGUAGGACACAAGACAAUAUUAGAAUCAAAAUAAAAAGAGACAAACGGGGCCCCCCUUUCUGGGUGAGGAAAAAAAAGAGGAGGGAUAUUUAUUAUUUUACAGACACCAUCUCAAAAAAAAAUGGGAAAAAAAGAGAAAGAAAUGGAGCCUUAAAAGUGUCCUGAAUAAUUUAUUCACACAUGAACUCGGGCUGCUGAUCUCACACACACACACACACACACACACACAGGAUUGUGUUUCAGCAUGUGUGUGUAGCAUCCGGAUGUGCAGAAUCUAUUUUUGUAUACUUAAAAGAAAGAAAGAAAGAAAGAAAGAAAGAAAGAAAGAAAGAAAGAAAGAAAGAAAGAAAGAAAGAAAAAUGAAUGAAAAAUGUUGUGCACGACUGAGGCAUGUGCCGAUCGUCUCACUUUCCGCAACCUUUUCUUCGUCUUCGUAAAAACUUACGACGUGACAAGACGGCUGAAAUUUUAACUUAAACCCCGCCCAUUUUCAGACUUCAGUCAAAACCGUCGUGUUCUCGUUCAAAUUUCUCCAGUAACAAAAAAGACUUUAAAACGCUGCCACCUUUAAGGGGACAAAAAAAAAAAAAAAAAAAAAAAAAAAAAGCGAGGUCAUUUUUAAAGGUUAUAUUCUCGGCACAUGCCUGCGUGCGUCUGUCUGUCUGUCUGUCUAUUUGUCUGUCUGUCUGUCUGUCUGACUGACUGACUGACUGUUAUAUAUAUUUUUUGGGAUUGGGGGGUCCAUAAAUUAUAUUUUUCUACACAGAAUUGUAAAUUAGAUUUUGACUGUUUGAUCGUUACCGAAUCACUUGAAAUAGUGUAAAUUAUGAGAAUAUAUUUUAAUUUAAAUAGUCACAGAGUUUCUUUGUGCUAUUCUCCUUUUUAUUUGUAUUAUUAUUAUAAUUAUUAUUAUUUUACUAUUAUCAUCAUUAUUUUUGUCUUAAUUUUUACCUCAUGUUCUUUUUUUUUUUUAAUUUCCCUUUUGUCCUUGAUCUUUUAUGGAAAUCAGAACUGCACAUUUUGGACGUCUCACUCUCCUAACCGAAGAGUUACAGACUGAAUCACAACGUAACUCGUGUAAAUUUACUAAAAAAAAAACAAACCUAUUUUUUCUUUCCUCCAUUUUCUUUUGUAAUAGGUAAAUAGUUUUAUAGGAGUAAAAUGUAGCAGAUAUGCACAGGCUCAUUGUGUCAGGAAAUGUAUAGAGAUGAUUAUUUAUAUGUUUAUAUUAUAAAAAAAAUGUGAGAAAGAAAUGCCGUGUGUUUCAAGAACUGAUUUAUUUCCCUCUUUUACUGUGAGAAGGUUUUCUUGUCGCUAGAUUUGAGUAUUAACACAAUUCGGAUAUAUUGCUGAACUUCAGUUCAAAUCCUACUGUAUUAACGGUUACUUUAAAGGGGGGGGGUGGCG
Messenger RNA from Tachysurus fulvidraco (yellow catfish), 3096 nucleotides. RefSeq names its product sonic hedgehog signaling molecule a (gene shha). Lineage: Eukaryota; Metazoa; Chordata; Actinopteri; Siluriformes; Bagridae. The record is from RefSeq and is a predicted model, not a curated record. The coding region runs from base 412 to 1620 and encodes 402 amino acids. Gene Ontology annotation, biological process: regulation of gene expression; smoothened signaling pathway; cell-cell signaling. The transcript has 3 exons. Gene Ontology annotation, molecular function: calcium ion binding; patched binding.